AUGCUUUGGUGGAGAAUCCCUGAGGCAGCAUUUCUUCUCUCUGUGUGCGCGUGUGUUACUCUCGCCUACGAGGAUGACAUCGAGAUCCAGUACACCGACUACUAUAAUGAAAUCACUGAUGGCGAGACACCGGCACCCACACCAAGUUCCACCCCCUGCAACUCUCCAGACCUGACAAAAUGGGACAAGAUCUUCUCCAUGAUGGAGAACAGUCAGAUGAGGGAGAACAUGCUGCUUCAGUAUGUUGAUGACAUCGUCAAGGUCGAAAUGGGAACUCUGCGCGGUGAAUUGCGAAGGUUUAUAGCUGAGUAUGAAAGGUCCUGUGGGGCCGCUGUGGAGACAGCAGGAAGACGGAUGGUCUUGCAGCUGGAGAACCAUCUACGAGAAACUCUGGAGCUCCUCAAGCUCAGUGAUCUGACCUCUGCUGUUGGAAAUUUCAACCACAUGGAGGCCCAGAUACAGCAGCUUCUCUCUGCAGAACAUACUCAAACCUCCAGACUAGCCAAGCUAGAGAGCAGCUGCCUCAGCAGCAGAAGUGCAGGAGCUGGCUUUGGGUUGAAUGGCAAAAAUGGACUCCAUCUCCAAGAAGUGACACCAGGAGAGGUUGCUUUGGAUGAGGUGCUAGCUGCAAUGAAAGCAGUGAAGGCUGAGCUGGAUGAAGAGCUGAAGUCAUCAAGGCAAAGGCGACUACCUGCAGGGUGUGAGAUGGCCCUCCUGUUUCCUGUGCGCUCCCGUCGGAUUUACACUGCAGUCAUUCCAGAUGUCCCCCUGUCCCUGUCUGCCUUUACUGUCUGCAUGUGGGUGAAGCCAACUUCAGUCUUCAACAAAACUGUACUGUUCUCCUACGGACACCGUCGAAACCCUUCUGAAAUUCAGUUGCUGCUCGCCCAAACCUCUGCCGUGUUCACUGUUGGAGAGGAAGCUAGUCAGGUGGAGGCAAGGAGCGUGGUAAGCCCAGGACAGUGGAUCCAUUUAUGUGGAGCCUGGUCCUCCGAGCAAGGCCUGGCGACCCUCUGGGUGGGUGGGAAGAAGAUGGCGUCCAACCCCGGGAUGGCCAAGGGACACAGCUUACCCGAGGGAGGCUCACUCCAGCUGGGGCAAGAAAGAAACGGCUGCUGCCCUCUGUCUCCAACCAGCGGGAGUGGUGUGGCCGGGUUUGAGGGAAGUUUUGAUCCAAAGCUGGCGUUUGCUGGGAAAAUGACGGGGGUUAAUAUGUGGGACACUGUCCUGUCAGAAGAGGAAAUUUCCCAGUUGGCUGCGCAGCGAGGCCAGGGCUGCCAGCAAAGGGGGAGCGUGGUGGCCUGGGGGGUGACAGAGAUCGUGCCACAUGGAGGAGCUCAGUUCAUCUACUGAUCCAUCAUUUUAAUCGUCAUAAUCAUUUGUUGCAUACAUAUCCUCCACUCUGAUAAAAAGUCAAGCUGAAACCGUGGACAUUUAAGAGUUUCAACAUCACAUUUUUAUUGAUAUUAUCAUGAAUGGUUAAAGGGAAAAACAACCAAUGCUGUGAGAGACUGUGAGAAAUUGUGCUAUAACCUAUAAUUUUAAACUGAUUCAGUUAAUUCAGUUUAGAAAACAUGACAUGUUGCUGGAAAUGUGUUGCAAGCAGCAUUUGCCAAAGACUUAAUUAGGGAGCAAGAAAGACACAGAGUUGCUGACUCAUUUUUGCUGACUCAACAAAUGAUAAUGACCAGACAGCCAAGCAGAAAUAAGAGGCCACGCACAAUGACAAGAGAUUAUCCUGUAAUUGCAGGCUAAUGACAUUUUUCGUUUUUACUUCUGAGGAUUUCAUAGAAGCAGCAGGUGCAAGUUAACAAAUACAAACAACACAGAUUGUGUAUUUUAACAAGAACCACAAUCAUUGGGAAAAUGUUGCUAUCUUUUCAUUGCGGCCUUAAAGGUACAAUUAACUUCAGGCGAAAGUAGCUUAAUACUUUUCAAUGAAAUAAACUUUAGAACAACAUAUAUAUGCAACACUAUUAAAAACUGCUGUACUUGCCUUCUUUUUAGAUAUGAAAAACUAGAAUGUAGGGCUAAUUUUAUUAUUUUGUUGCAACGUUUUGGAUGUGUGAAAAACCUUUAAACUCAAACAUAUUUUUUAUAAUAAAAAUACCAUAUUCAUUAAAUGUUUACAUCGAUUUUAUGAAUAAUUAAUUUUAUGCUGUGUCUUUUCUUACUUGUGUUCAAUAGUUAGAUUAUUCUUUGUCUUUGGAAUAAACAAAGUAAAAAUGUUAUUUUGAAUAUGUUUAUGAACCAUGGGGACAAUGUUUACUCAGUCAAAUCUUGCAUGAUUAAACUUGCAUAACUUUGUUGCUUGUAUUAUACUGUACAUUGUUUUAUGUGAAAAGAUGAAACAGAAUGUAUUUUGUAAAUAAAUAUUUUUACAUAACAUGAGUGAAUAAAUGGAAAGUUAAAGUGA
Xiphophorus couchianus (Monterrey platyfish) is the source of this 2416-nucleotide messenger RNA. It is a transcript of the gene ptx3a, whose product is annotated as pentraxin 3, long a. NCBI's taxonomy places the organism in Eukaryota, Metazoa, Chordata, Actinopteri, Cyprinodontiformes, Poeciliidae. Gene Ontology annotation, molecular function: complement component C1q complex binding. Gene Ontology annotation, biological process: innate immune response. The record is from RefSeq and is a predicted model, not a curated record. The transcript is spliced from 4 exons. The coding region runs from base 1 to 1353 and encodes 450 amino acids.